AUGUCUACAGAAAUUAUAAUGGCUCUUAUUAUGAAUCUCUUACCUCUUUUGUUCUCAGUAGCUCUAGUUCAUUCCGAUCAAAGUAUAUUGCCUCUCAAAUCUUUCAAGACAAGUGGAAAUGUAACAUACGAUUGCAUCGAUAUUCAUAAGCAACCAGGACUUGAUCAUCCUUUACUCAAAAACCACACGAUCCAGAUGAAACCAUCAGCUUCAAGAUUAGAAUUAAAGAAUCAAACUAGCAACAAUUAUGUGUAUAAGAAAAAGAUUGGAUGUCCAUAUGGAACCGUUCCUGUAUUAAGAAAUUCAAAAGAAUACAUCAUCAACACACAAUAUUUCCAUCCGCUAUCACGCGAUCGUCCUGGAACACAUAUUGCUGGAGUAAGGUCAAGUAAUGGUCCAUUUCGUGGUAUAGAAGCUUGGUCUAAUGGAUAUGCGUUAAACAUCGGCAAAGAUCAAGCCUCAUAUAGUCAAAUUUAUAUAGGCAGUGGAUCGAAUAAAGAGGUCAAUUUUAUCCAAGCAGGUUUUAUGAUAAAUCCAAGUGUAUUUGGUGACAGACGUGUUUGGUCAUAUGGAUUUUGGCAGGGUAAAGAUGGGAAAGGAUGUUACAAUACCGCUUGUCCAGGGUUUGUUCAAGUAUCGCAUGAGGCUACCUUAGUCCAAGUCUUUGACCCGAAGCCAGGAGUGCCGGUCUGGCUCCGUUGUUCCAUCCAUCAAGAUAAACAAACAGGAAACUGGUGGGUUACACUAUUGUCAAAAGACUCAAAACCUAGCUUGGAUAUUGGUUAUUGGCCAAAAGAAUUAUUUAACCUUUUAAAUAAUGGUGCAAAUAUGGUUGGAGUUGGAGGUGUCGUUCAGGCUUCUCGUUCCGGUUCAAGUCCUCCGCUAGGUACUGGUAAAUUUCCGACUGUAGACCUUAGAGAAUCAGCAAUAUUUACAAAUAUUGAAGCCUUAAAUUCCAACUAUCAGCGGCGUAAACUCGAUUCUUUUCAUAUAGAGAAGUUGUUAGAUAGUCCAAAUUGUUAUGGGUUAAGACUUGGUCAAGCACAACUAUUCCAUCGUAAUCAACUCGGUUACUUUUUAAAUUAUGGUGGUCCGGGAGGAAAAUCUUGUGGAGUUUAA
Capsella rubella is the source of this 1119-nucleotide messenger RNA. RefSeq lists its product as uncharacterized. The record is from RefSeq and is a predicted model, not a curated record. NCBI's taxonomy places the organism in Eukaryota, Viridiplantae, Streptophyta, Magnoliopsida, Brassicales, Brassicaceae. The transcript has 7 exons. Bases 1 to 1119 code for a protein of 372 amino acids.